AUGGCAUCUUCCGCCGUCACAGAGCUUGUUUACCUAACCUUCAGAGAAGGUGUGAAGCCCGAGGACCCCGAAAACUAUGACGGACGGGUCUUCACUGACACCCUUGAGGCCGUGAAGCUGCAGAGCGGCUACCUGUAUUCGAGCUGGGGCAGGACCGUGGCGGAUGAAAACGAUAUUGUUUGGGUUGUUGCAUGGAAGGACAACACAUCCUCUGUUCCCCUCAGCCAAAUCGCCCCAAUCCUCGCGCCCACCUCAGCCCCAAUAACAAUCCACACAACCCUCACCCCAUCCGUCCCCCUCUCAGACCUUGCCGCAACACCAAUCGUCGAAGUCGCCAUCCUCCCUUUCCCCAGCGCCCUACCUUCGACAGAGAAAUCCUUCAUAAACACCUCCCUAUCAAACCUGCGCACCGCCCUGCUAAACAUCAGGCCCCCCGAUGACGAUGACGAUGACGACGACGGCCGGCCGGCCACCGAGGAUCAGCGGGCACGUAGUCAGCAGCGGACACAGACAUCCUUGUCGUCGUCGGCAUCGUCGUCGCGGACGAGGUUGGGAGAUCCGGGCCCGCCACGCUGGUUAUCAAUCGGGUGGGUCGAGAGGCCUGGAACGGUCGAGCAUGCCGACAGCGCGUCCGGGGAGGCGGAGCUGGCGAUCCUGGUGAUUGGAUGGGAGAGUAUACAGGAGCAUGAGGCUGCGAUUGGGACGGAUGAGUUUGAAAGAGCUAUUGCGCCGGUUAGGAGGAAGAUGUUCCCUGGGACCAAGGUGUUGGAGAUGAGGGCAGGAUUUCUUCCCAUGACCGGUGGUUGCGAGAUAACCGGAUUUAAGAAAAUAUUGAAAUUUUUCAUGGUAGUCGAUUGA
Histoplasma mississippiense is the source of this 858-nucleotide messenger RNA. RefSeq lists its product with no specific name. Lineage: Eukaryota; Fungi; Ascomycota; Eurotiomycetes; Onygenales; Ajellomycetaceae. The record is from RefSeq and is a predicted model, not a curated record. The transcript is spliced from 4 exons. The coding region runs from base 1 to 858 and encodes 285 amino acids.